AUGUCGCACGUCGCGCCCGUCUGCUUCCCCUCGCCGCCCAGAGAUGUCGCUUCAGGGAUGCCGCCCUGGAGCGCCCCCUUGAUCCUGCCGGGGGGUCAGCAUGUGCCGGCGUGGGCCGUCGCGCCGCCCGUGCCGAGCCCACACGCCGCGGGGUUGGCGCGCGGCAUGCCGCCGCAGCAGGGUGCCUGGGCGCCAGUGGUGCCCCCGCCAGCGGUGGCCGCGCCCGCGGAGAGCGCCAAGAUCGAGGUGGGCGCCACCGUGGAGGUGGUCGAAGCCUUCAAGAGCAACAGCAAGGGCGACAGAGCCAUGCUCAAGCCGGGUCAGAAGGGAACCGUGGUGAAGCUCGACGAGGACGGCGAUGCCUUCAUCAAGUUCAACGACCACAAGGAUAAGGAGUGGGUGGUCACAGCGAACUUCCACAAGCUGCGGGUCGUCCCGAAUUAUCCCGAGGAAGCGCGGGAGACGCGAAGCACGGAGAAGCGUUGCAACCGAGGAGUGGCGCCGCAGCCGGCGGUGGCCUUCUCCCCGCGGGGGACCCCGCAGCAGUUGGCGCCUCCAGCGCAGGUGGGCGCCGCCGUAGAGGUGGUCGAAACCUUCAAGAGCAACAGCAAGGGCGACAGAGCGACGCUCGAGGUGGGUCAGAAGGGAACCGUGGUGAAGGUCGAUGAGGACGGCGAUGCCUUCAUCAAGUUCGAUGACCACAAGGAUAAGGAGUGGGUGGUCAGAGCGAACUUCCACAAGCUGCGGUUCGUCACGGAUCAUGCCGAGGAAACGCGGGAGGCGCCAGACACGGAGAAGCGUCGCACCCGAGGAGUGGCGCUACAGCCGGCCGCGGCCCUCUCCCCGCGAGGGCCCCCGCAGCAGCUAAUGCCUCCAGUUCAGGCCAGCCCGUUCCAGAAGCAGAUGGAGUCUCGAGUGGCCGCGCUUCAGGCGCACGCGGCAGUAAUGGACAUGCACCACGCGAUGCUGCAGGCCGAGCGCGACAGGGUGGCGUCCAUGCAGCAGCAGGUCAUCCAGAGCAAAGUGAGGUUGACCGAGGACAUCCAGGCGCUGCAGGCGGAGAUCGAGAAGCAGAAGGCGGUCGCCCCCACGGCCGAGAAGCCUGGGGCCCUCAGCUUCGACAGCCAGACCAGCACCAGCGCGGGCUCGCCAUCCCUGAUGGACGACUUCGAAAGCAUGAAGGAGGGCGCCACGAUCACGGUGCUCGAGGAUUUCAAGUCCAGCAGCAAGGGGGCCAAAGUCCAGCUCACGGUGGGGCAGAAGGGCGUGGUCUGCAGGGUGGACAGCGAUGGCGAUGUGCUCGUCAAGUUCAGGGAUCAUCCAGACAAGGAGUGGAUCACCAGGAACAAUUUCGACAAGCUCAGGGUCUCCAAGGCACCUACUAAAGUGCCCAAGGCACAAGACCCGAUGGUGACCGAGGUGAGCAACUCGGGGGCCAUGUGCAGAUGCUAG
Prorocentrum cordatum is the source of this 1452-nucleotide messenger RNA. The record is from the annotation of a GenBank genome assembly. NCBI's taxonomy places the organism in Eukaryota, Dinophyceae, Prorocentrales, Prorocentraceae.